This is a messenger RNA of Pyrus x bretschneideri (Chinese white pear), 633 nucleotides long. RefSeq lists its product as uncharacterized. The transcript has a single exon. The coding region runs from base 1 to 633 and encodes 210 amino acids. NCBI's taxonomy places the organism in Eukaryota, Viridiplantae, Streptophyta, Magnoliopsida, Rosales, Rosaceae. The record is from RefSeq and is a predicted model, not a curated record. Gene Ontology annotation, biological process: shoot system development; root development.
AUGGCAUGCCCAAAUUUUGACACUCUCAGAGACCUACACAACUCCGCCAAUAACCUUCUCCACUCCCCGGUGAUCCAACAAGCUCUCAUCAACGACGUCGGACAGGAGAAAUGGGUUCAUCAAGUGUCAGAAGCGUCUCUAAGAAUGCUGGAUGUGUGCGGCAUUUCCAAAGACAUUCUUUCGGUCGUGAAAGAACAUCUCCAAGACCUUCAAACCAUGUUGCACCGAGGAAGCAGCAGCGGAGAAGCGGACAAAUGUAACAAGAUUGCAGCCUACAACUGCUACAGGACGAAGCUAAAGAAGGAGACGCUCAAGUGCUUGAAAUAUCUCAAAGGAAUAAGGAACAGGUCCAAUUCUAAUUCUUCACAAGUAUAUAUGGACUACAACCUUAUGGUAGUUGUAGACGUGCUCAGUCAAGUGAGGGUGACUGCCGUUUCAAUUGUGGAGACUCUUUUGUCCCUGAUUUCCGUACCAUGGCUGGAGCAGAAAUCAUCGGCUUACUUCCAGUUCAUGUCCAAGUUUAUGCGUGUGAGUGGCCGCCAACGAGUGUACGUACGAUGCAUGCGAUGCGACGGCGCUUCAAAGUGCGAACAAAAGAUUGGACGCUGUCGAGAUUGCCGUUCAAGACCUUGA